Messenger RNA from Chelmon rostratus (copperband butterflyfish), 4224 nucleotides. It is a transcript of the gene gpr68, whose product is annotated as ovarian cancer G-protein coupled receptor 1. Bases 287 to 1531 code for a protein of 414 amino acids. Gene Ontology annotation, cellular component: membrane. Gene Ontology annotation, biological process: G protein-coupled receptor signaling pathway; cellular response to pH. NCBI's taxonomy places the organism in Eukaryota, Metazoa, Chordata, Actinopteri, Chaetodontiformes, Chaetodontidae. The transcript is spliced from 7 exons. The record is from RefSeq and is a predicted model, not a curated record. Gene Ontology annotation, molecular function: G protein-coupled receptor activity.
CACAGACACACAGAGGGAAGGUGGACGGAGCUGGUGGUCAGACUGAUGCAGAGCUUCAGACCGGAGAGGUUCGUGGCCAAAUUCUGUGGACUACCCAAUCAGAGAAGACAAAUACUCAACCGGAUGAGACACGUUCAAUCCAUUGCCAUUGAGUGCUGCAACCAACACAAAGAUUUGUGUGUGUGAUUUGUGUGUGUUGUUACAUUAUAGUUAGUUGUAUGUGUGAACAUGUCUGAAAACAUUCAUGUGAGUGUGUGCAUGAUAAGCGUGACUGUGAGUGGGGGUGAUGGUGUUCACUAUGUCUGAGGAGGACGUGAUUAACUGCACUAUCAGCCAUGAAAUCCACCAGUACCUUUUCUCCUGUGUUUAUAUCCUCGUACUGCUGAUUGGUGUUCCCUCCAACCUGUACUCUUUAUACCACGCUGCUCUGCAGCUGAAGCAGAAGAAUGAGCUGGGAGUUUAUUUAAUGAACCUCACCGUGUCUGAUCUGUUAUACCUGGCAUCAUUACCACUUUGGCUACAGUACAUCUUUCAGGAUGAUGACUGGCGUCACAGGGAAUGGUUGUGUCAGCUGUGUGGCUUCCUGCUCUAUGAGAACAUCUAUAUUAGCAUUGGUUUCCUGUGCUGUAUCAGUCUGGAUCGCUACCUGGCUGUGGUCCAUCCUUUAAGGUUCACCUCUCUCCGGUCUAUGAAUGCAGCGUGGCUCGUCAGCACCAUCAUCUGGCUGAAAGAGAUCGCUGUGGGUGUGGUUUUUUUCCGCCAUAAAGAGCUGAGCCAAGACCGCAAGAACCAAUCAGUGUGCUUCGAGCACUACCCCAUGAAGCCAUGGGAGUAUCCAAUCAACUACUACCGCUUCACUAUUGGCUUCAUGUUCCCACUGGCCAUUCUAUCGAUCAGCUACCUGUGUGUCCUUCGUGCCGUGGGUCGGAGCGCUGGGACACAGCCAGAUCAGAAGACGAGGGUCAGGCAGUUAGUCACUAGCACGAUCCUCAUCUUUCUCGUCUGCUUCUCUCCCUACCACAUCUUUCUGCUAGUGCGCACCCUGUUGGAGCGGGACUGCAACUUCAUCGCAGGAAUAUUUAACUACUACCACUUGUCGUUGUUGCUGACCAGCCUGAAUUGCGUGGCUGACCCUGCUCUCUACUGUUUUGUAAGCGAAAGUGCCCGCCGUGGCCUGUACAGCGCCAUAUUGCGGCCUGUUGCCAGGAUACUGUGCUGUUGCUGUCGCCGUGGCAAUGCCAGCCCAGGCAACCCAGCCACCGAUUCCCAUGAAGUCGCCACCGAUGAGAACAAUGGCCAUCCAACUGUGAUGCUGCUCACACACACCAGCACACUCAACAACCUAAAAACCGACGCUUCCAGGGAAAACUCAAUUUUAAUCACACAGACUGAUGAAAAAACUGGCAAACCCUUAAUUGUACAAAAUGAGAGACUCUCUGACAAAUGUGUGGAGCCCAGCUGUGUCAUAGCCAUGGAAGAGCAUUGCCAAAAGACAGAGAAUACCGAAGAGAGUGACAAGAACACCAGCUAAUAUAAUCCAAGGAACAACGAGGAACCAUUUCAGUCCAGGCUGCGGGGUGGUGGGAUUAUGACGACAAGACUGAUUUUUAGAUGAACUGAGAUAAGAGUGAGUAGAAAAUGCACAAGAGACCCACCACAACUAACCUGCCUACAAGUGUAGCCUCAGUGUAGCAGUGACCCUGAUGAGAGCUGGUUGUCUAUCCCAGCUGCGUUUACAUCAUGAUCAUUCAAUGGCAUUGGACUGAAACUCUCUGAAGUGUUUAUUCUGAGCUCUGAUAUAGCAGACACGAUGUGAGAGCUCAACAUGAAUCCAAGGUCUAUUUUUACACUCUCAAUGCCCUGUUUACAUUUCUCUGCUUUCUAGACAUGGGAGCUAAUUGGAGGUGGAGUUUGAGAUUGACAAAAGAUCCUUUUGCAUCAAGAGGUCACAGUUGAACUUGUAAUUAAUUGUAUUUAACUAGUACCACUUUCUAAGAAGGUACCCUUUAUAAAGUUAGUUGUAACCAAUGGCUUUAUUAAUGGUUAAUAAAUCACCCACUCGUGCUUUAGGGAUUAUCAACUAUGUUUGAGUUGCAGCAGUAGCGUGGCUAGAAACCAUAUUGUCACUAGUAUCACUAGUAUUUAAUUAAUUUACAGUACAGGCACCGGCGUGAACAAACAAAAAAAAUCAUAACACCUGAUGGAGGGUGUGGCGGUAUAACCAGCACUGCCUGAAAGUGGUCCUGAUACUGUUGUAAAGAGUUUGGUCUGUACCUGCUCUAAAUGUAAAGUGUCCUGAGACAACUUCGGUUGUGAUUUGGCGCUAUAUAAAUAAAAUUGAAUUGGAUUGAGCUGAUACCACAUCACAACUAGAUCACAGACUAUAUAAAACAUGAUGUAGUAUCUGUGAUGUAAUCCAUGGGUUUAGCCACCCAUAUUGAUAGACUGCGCCAAACAAAAACUGCUGCUGAAACCUAGUGUCUGUCGAUCAAAAUGAUCAAAAAAUGACCAUAAUUAGGCGCAACUUAAAGCUUUAAUAUAAUUUGAAUGAGUGAGUUAUGUAAGUGAUAGUGUAGCGUGAGCAGGUUCCUAUAGAGAAAUAAACCCUGACGGGAUGACAUUGACACGCUUCUAUUCUUCCUCAUUAUCCCGCUUGGAACACAGCUUACUACUAAAGGAUUCCCACCUGUACAGCCCAAAUCUUUUUUUGUACCAUAGUGUUUAUUUCUGCUGUAAAGUGGACCAUUUUUUAUUGGGUCUAUGGAGCUUUUUGAGCCAGCCUCAAGUGGCCACUCGAGGAACUGCAGUUGUUGUCACUAUGGAUUGGCUUCAUUUGUCAAACCUGGAUGUUGCUGCUUGACCUAGACACAUCCUAAGUGCAUGGUGGCUAAUUGUUUUGAUCAGUGCAUGAAGGAAAUUAGCAUCCUCAUGGGCUUCCAUAUCAAACUGGUGCAUGCCAUGGAAAUUUUGAAUACGAAAUCUUAUUUUCUGCCAACCUUCUACAGUGUUUUGUUCAUCACAGUGUAACCAUGGAGUUGAGACUUUAGCAAGAAGUAAGUAAGUAAGAAGUAAAAAUUGAGAAAUCAUUAGCUUUAAAGCAAGACUGUGUGUAAACAGCAAACGAUGCCAAUACUUGAUAUAAAUGCUAAAACAUGCGGAACUGCAGCACAAGUAAAGAAGAAUCAUUCAAGUCAGCAAACUGAGUCAGUACACAGCAUGCCAGUGUUGUUGCUGUCACACAGCAUUAGCUGUAUAAAGUUUUGGUAACAUUACCAGACCAAGUAAGGCUGUAGCAGAAAAACACCUCUUGCAAACUACUGAGUGCUUAUGAAUUUAACUUUGAAUUUGUAAGAGGAAGAUUAUUAUUUGCUUCGUCAGAAGUUACACAGUCUGGCUUUAAACAUUAAUUUUUAAAUAAAUUGACUGGACUGUCCUUCCAUUGUCAUUGUUUCACAACUUUAGCCCUAACAUGGAAGGAAGGUUUUUAUUCCUUACAUUUUCUAAAAAGAAAGUGUUGCUAUUUUGGGUUCAAUAUUCUAUGAAAUACUUUAAGAAAUUAUGAGGCUUAGGAUGACUGACAUGCAUCUGUCCAGGUCUGCUUCUGUGCCUAAAGACAAUAAAUAUCAAAGGAAACAAUCUGUAACGUUUACAUGUGGCUACUUGCAUGCAUGGGAAUGGAACUAUAUUGUAGUGAUUAUCAUUUAUAUUAAGAAUCUACAAGUUAACAAAAGUAUUAUGUUCACCACUUGCAUUGUUAUGGAUCUAUAAAAUUUGUCGAAAAAUUAGUUUGGAAGUAUAUCAAGGUCAGAACUUCAUUUGUUAAAGUAACUCAACAAAAUCUUGCUCCAUAAUCAUGUAGUAUAACAGAACAUAAAAUGUCAUCAAAGUAUGAAAUUAUUGUCAAAAUGUAAUCUGCUGUGGAAAUAUUACUUUUUCGUCCAAAUUGCAAAAAUGUUAACUGUGACUUCAUAGUGGAGGAUUGAAUUGUUACAGAGAUAAAAUAUUAUGGUCAAAUCAUUGUGUCGUAUAUGUGUGUGUGUGUGUGUGUACAGAUGUCUCUGUGUGGUUUCAGUCUGACCUCAGCCUUCCUGUUCUGAUGCUGCCAGCAUCAACAGAGGGAAGUCUUUUUGACCUUAUGAGUACGAGAUUUUCUCUCUCUCUGUCUCUCUCUCUGUCUCUCUCGCUCUCUAUGUCUCUCUCUCUCUGUCUCAAUGUCUCUCUUUA